CAAAUGUAAGGUUUGGAAAAUUUACGUUGGUAGAAAUGCCAAAGAUCACCCAACCAAAUUUUCCGAAAAUUUAAGGUUAUGUUGUGUUUAUAUUUUGCGUACAAUUUGCUAAGAAUGAGUUUUUCCGUGUAUUAAAUGAAUAUGGGAAGUGCUAACAUUAAAGAAAAGUAUUUUCCUAAGUUAGUGUUAUCUGAAAAAUCGUCAACAUGGUGUUAUCUUUGGACACUCUUUCCACCGAACUUUUACUGAAAAUUUUCAAAUAUUUAGACCUUCGUGAUUUAUACAAGCUUAAACAAACAUGCAAGCGAUUUAAUGAGAUUAUUGAUACUUGGGGUGGUGUACUUAUCGCAAAUGUGGGGCUUCUGGUUGCAAAUCAAGUGCAUCCAGUCAUCAGCAAUCGAUCUUUUCGCAUAUUGUCUCCAUUUGAACGUAUCAGAAUAUCGAGAAAUUGGAGUUCCGGGCGUUAUGAUGAGAAAUUGUUACUUUAUAGUAAAGUUAGAUUUUUUCAGUGUCUCCAUUUGGAGAAGGAUUUAUUGUGGAUUAGUAGAGAAGGACAUAUACGUGGGUAUAAACGUACUAGGGAUGGCAUAGACACAAAAAAUCCCAUUUAUACCAUCAAAACUAGAAACAAUGCAGACGUUUUCUGCUUUGUUAAAAAAAACAAUUUCAUUCUGAGUGGACAGACGAACGGAAGUCUUUUUUUGUGGGACUUAAACACCCAAAAAUUUGUAAUUGAAUUGGAACUAUCUCAAGGGGCUGAUGUCAAUUGUGUUGACUUGCUUGAUGAUGUUCUUGUUUCUGGUUCUCGAGACAAUAUUGUAAGAAUUUGGCGAAAGCCCUACAAUGAAACCAUUAUUGAGCAAAUUACUUUGUAUGACCAAGUAUGGUCUGUCGCUCUUUGUGAAGAGGACACAUCACUACUCGCUAUCGGAACAGCAGGUGUCCACCAUAGACCUACAUUAACUGUUUUUGAUUUGAAUAAACACAUGGACGUGUUGAAAUUUACUCCUGAGCAAAUGGGGGCCGGUGUUUUGGACAUGAAGUGGGAAAGUCCGACAGUUUUAUGGUCUGCCGGCUAUGACAGCUGUAUCAGAAGGUGGGACUUGAGGACGGGCAAUUGUGAACAAGCGAUGGAGGAUCCUUGUGGGGCUACAGUCUACUGUUUUGAGUAUGAUUAUUUCAAUACUAUAGUAAGUGGGACCUAUAGUCAUGGGAGGGCAGUUUUGUGGGAUACAAGACAAAAUAAUUUUGUCCAGAUGUAUUUUAUGGAAUCCUGUCGCCGGCGUGGGAGAAGCUCCCCAAUAUAUAGUUUAUCAUUCGACGCUGAAUUUCUAUUCACCGUCACCGAUGUACACUUGAACGUGUUAAACUUUUCAAUUUAUGAGGGUAAAAUCAGGCGUUAUGGUGAUUUAUUCAAGAAAUAAAAGUCUGACGUAAAUAAAAUAAUAUAUUUCACAUACUCUGUUUAGAUUUCCAUCAAUAAAUAAUUUAAUAUUA
Tribolium madens (black flour beetle) is the source of this 1497-nucleotide messenger RNA. RefSeq names its product F-box/WD repeat-containing protein 4. The coding region runs from base 207 to 1424 and encodes 405 amino acids. Gene Ontology annotation, cellular component: SCF ubiquitin ligase complex. Gene Ontology annotation, biological process: SCF-dependent proteasomal ubiquitin-dependent protein catabolic process. NCBI's taxonomy places the organism in Eukaryota, Metazoa, Arthropoda, Insecta, Coleoptera, Tenebrionidae. The transcript has 5 exons. The record is from RefSeq and is a predicted model, not a curated record. Gene Ontology annotation, molecular function: protein binding.